UUUCGAGUUAUCUAGUUGUAGCAUUAAGGGGACGAAUUAAACCAAGACGCGUUUUGAACUCCUUGUUGCUCGUCGCGAAAGAGAAAAGAUGAUGGAUGUCCUUGAUAGUUUGACGUUUCAAGUAGUAAGGAUGCAUAUAUUGUGUAUCAUGAUCGUUUUUGCGUGAAAUCCGUCAAUGAAAUUUCGAGGUUGCUUGGAUCAUCCACCCCUACCUCGAUUGGAAAUCCUGGCUACGCUCGUGGUGGCUUGUGUCAAUAGUUUAUUGAAAUAGGCUGAUUAUUGUGAAAAUCAUAGCUAACAGCCAAAGAAACGAGUUUAGUUGUGAACACUUCUUCAGAGACGCUAAAGGAUUGAUGCCGUCAAUCGUCCACUAAUAUUAUAUUUACUUACUUUUUUUUGGUAACAGUGCCCUGCACGAUUAUGAAGUUGAGUCAUUUGCAACACAACUCCAUUAUCUGAGAUGCGCCGAAAAGGUAAGAAAGCACAAUAUGAAGCACCAAAGCUUUGGCAAACUACCAAUGACUCUGGUAAGCUCGAAGAACACUUUGAAACUUACAUUAUAAACGAUCAAUAUGAUAUGAUGAACAGAGGAAGCCCUAAAACCAUCGUAAAUUAUAGAACCUACUGCUUCAAUACAAUCUUCUUAUCGAGUAACGCAGCAUGAAUGAAUGAAUUUUAUUAUAAAACAAUGCCUCAGGUCGCAUGAAAAACGAAGCAUCAAUAUUCAAACCGAUUUAAUUGCCAUGUGAUAUUAUUGAUGUAAUAGUGAGACGGAGACAUCACAAGAUGAUUGGGAAUACCCUUUGCUUCUCAAAGCAAUGCUUGCAUAUAAGUACACACCUACCUAGCGAUCUGUGAGGAUAUAGAAAUAAUAGUGAAAAAUAGAAGCUGUUAAAAUGAACCCGGCAGUAAUCCGCUUUCAGCCACUUUGGAAUACUAAUUGCUUCCCAUUCGUGAGUGAGCUGCUGAUGGAAUAAGUUUAACUCGUUUUAUCUCAGGUGCUGCAUGGAGGAAACACAUUCGAAUUAACUCAAUCGUGAUGGUAUCGAGGAUAAAAAAUGAACUGUGGUUGCUAUUUUUAAUUGGCUGCAUCAUCCACGAUGUUGUUGGUGAACUGCAUUCUGGUGAAUCCCUCUUCCUUCCAGAUGAACGUACUUCGCUAGAUGAUUGCCAUCUACGAUACUACCAGUUCGAUAGAGGUGGAGGAGGAGGUAUCGGUGGAAUUCCUGCGACUCAGUUCGAGUUUGCCCAUAUGGGAGCAAUUGGAUGGAUCCAAUCAGAAGAUGGCAAGAUUCUUUGGCAAUGUGGAGGAUCUUUGAUUUGGGAAAAUUUCGUCUUAACCGCAGCGCAUUGCGUUGUUGAUUCAAGCAAUACUCCCCCAAACGUGGUAAGAUUUGGAGAUUUGGAUAUUUUUUCAACGGUCGGCGAUGAAUUUGCUCAGCAGAUCAAAAUUGCGGAGAUAAUUCGACAUCCAAGUCAUAGAUUCGCAGGUCAUUAUCACGAUGUGGCUUUGUUGCGGUUGGAAAAAAGCGUCAUAAUAACUAAUGCGGUGAUCCCUGCCUGUUUAUGGUUAGACAAUGAGGUAUGGUUCAAACGAAUACAUGCGACUGGUUGGGGCAAUGUUGGGUUUAUUGGAAAUCAAUCAGCAGUUUUGUUGAAAAUGGAACUUGACCCAAUAUCACUUGAAGAGUGUGGUAAGGUUUAUAAUAAUGGCACUACUCGAAAACUGGGCCGUGGAUUGGCCGAUCAUCAUAUUUGUGCCUUUCAUCCCGUAGCUGAUACAUGUGAGGGUGAUUCCGGCGGACCGCUUCAAGUGAAAUUGGUGCAUAACAUGCGUCAAACUCCGUUCAUCAUUGGCGUCACUUCAUUCGGGUUGAUCUGUGGGACAUCUACCCCUGGUGUCUACACCCGAGUAGCGAGCUACCACCAAUGGAUCAUCAAUACCAUGCGAGAUCGUGGAGCGGCAGUUGAUGAAAACACUUUCAACUCAACUACAUGCGUCCACAGAUACGUUGAGCAUCGUGAGUUCUACGAAGGAGUUGUGGCACAUCGGGGUGGUAACGGAUCUGUGGAGUUAAAUGUCUUCAACUACAUGUUUAGCUGGAAUUACGGUAAGCCGCGGGAGCUAGUGAAACUCCGAUGGCCUAAAGGGAGAAGUCAGAGCAAUUGCUACGGCGUGGUCGUUGAUGAGGACACGGUUUUGACGGUGGCGGAUUGUGUAGAAUCCAAUGGAAUUCCUGUAGAUCAUAUAGAGGUAGAACCAACAACGAUUGUGAAAAUUUCGAAGGUUUUGAUCCAUCCUAGUUAUAGGAAAGGAUCAAGUUACAACAAUAUUGCCGUUUUAAAAUUGGGCUCACUGUUGGACUUCCAGGAUGGAACUUAUCCGACGUGCAUCUGGUCAGAACAAAAGUGGCCUUUUGGUGAUGCUUUGGUGCUUGGUGAGGGAAGGAGAGAUCUUGUUACAGCUAUAUACCCUAGUGGAAGUUUUGAAAUAGAUCCCUCAUAUGGAUUCGUCAGACUUCGAAGUGUUAUUCGGAAUAGUACCAGUUGCAUGAUUGGCGAUCGUGAGCAGUCAAAGGUAAAAAAUGGAAUACCCCAAGAGCUCGUUUGCGCCGGAUAUGACUUCUACAUUGUGCCGGAAAUGUGUAACUUAGUAGUCGGAGCUGGUCUAAAAAGAACAAUGACGAGAAUAGAGCGCGAGUAUACAUUUACAAUGGCUUUGUCUCAGUUUGGACGAGAUUGUGGCGUCGGAGAACAUAUGAUUGCCACUCGCUUGGCUAGUCACGCCGAAUGGUUGAAAUCAAUCCUACUACCGAAGCCUCAGAAUCCCGGAAGUAAUGUACAGUUUUUGGACUCUGAUCUUAGAGAAAGGGAUAUCUGUGAGGUUAAUGAAAAUACACCAGGAAAAUGUGUCCAGGUAUCGGAAUGCUUGAAUUACUGGGAAAAUGUCGUACCUCGAGGGGGAGCGACAUUCUGUUCUAGCAGUAACGUGAUCUGUUGUCCUGCUACACUAACCGCCAGUCAAAUUUUCAGGAACAGAGAGACUGAACUAGAACGUUGCCCAUCUCUUUUACGUGGUUUGAAAUCACCUAUUGAAAACGGAUCAUUGGUUCAAAUUGGAUUCGAUACUAAGGAUUGGUAUGAUUUUCGUUGCGUUGGAUCGAUAAUCACGAAACAACUUAUACUUGCCACGGCUAGCUGCUUUGGCGAUGAAGUACCGCUUGUAGUGCGCCUCUCAGUCAACGAGACAAUCGUUCCAAUAAAAUCUAUCGUAAAACACAAGCAAUACAAUGUAACUGAUAAAUCUAAUGAUGUUGCUCUUAUUCAACUGGCUAGUCCCCUUACUUGGAAUGCCUAUGUUUUUCCGACAUGUCUUUGGAUGAACCAAACACAUACGCCCCUGGUAAUGAGGUUGAUUGAACUUGAUGGAGUUUCGUUCAGCACCAAAUUUGUGAUCCCUCAAUACAACACAGACUGUCAACGAGCGCACCCAUAUCGCUUGCAGAGAACGCAACUGUGUGUCCGAGAACCGUACUUUGCGAAAACGUGUGCCAAGGCAGGCGAUGUAUUGCGAUCGGAAAGAGAAGGUGGGGUUUCCUAUGUGGUUGGAUUGGCCCAGUCUAGCGAGAACUGUGAUACCCGAACAUACAUCACACUUACCAGGAUAUCCCAGCAGUUGGAGUGGAUUAAACGGGCUCUAGAUGAAGAUUUCUGGGUUGUCUGAGUCACUAAUAGAACACAAGUUUGGCAUAAUUGAAGUUUUAACGUAAACGAUAAAAUCAAAUACGCAUUUCUAAUAUACGUCUUAUAAAUGCA
Molecule: messenger RNA, 3816 nt
Organism: Aedes aegypti (yellow fever mosquito)
Lineage: Eukaryota; Metazoa; Arthropoda; Insecta; Diptera; Culicidae
Exons: 12
Coding region: 1040-3724 (894 amino acids)
Biological process (GO): proteolysis
Molecular function (GO): serine-type endopeptidase activity
Source: RefSeq, a predicted model, not a curated record